AUGGCAAGCAAUACGCGAUCGCGCGACUUCACAGGUGGCGUCUCGCUCAACGGUGCCGACACCGAACGCUCGUCACACUCUUCGCCGUGGGGAAAGAACAUAUGGAACAGCAAUCCCCUCUUUGGAUUUGGCUCAGCCGCCAGAGAGGGUUCGCGGCCAAGAGAAAAUGACUCGUUCGCUGGUGCCACCUCAGACCUCACUGAAGGCAAGACUGGCUCCGGCUCUCUCGUUGCCGACUCUGAAACCGAAUGGAGGCCAAAUCGCCCGUCUUGGGGAGACAAUUCCUCCAAAAGUAUACCGCAUGUCAGGAGUUCUGGCGUAUCACCAGCACGCAAGCGAUCCAUUGCACAAGCGCAAACGUCGCAGCAAUACGCCGAUAACUCUCCCUCCACUUUCUUCCCAGUCGCAAGGGCAUCCGCAGUAGGCCAAAUCCCAGCCUCGAACCCCGCAAAACCACACCUCGAUCCUACCUCGAUGAACUUCACCUCGUCGCGCCAAAUCGAGUCGCUAAACACAGGAUUCUCAAACUUUGGCUUCGGCCAGCCAGAGGCCAGCCUACAGCGCCCUGAUACUGGUGUUACAUCAUGGCCAGAUGGUGCGUCAGUGCACUCCCCCAGCGACGAUCGCCGAAGUGUAACAAACUCCGAGUAUUUCGCCCCGUCCAGUGGUGCACCCUCCCGGAGCGGAAGUUUGCCGCCAUCGAGGCAUGGAGCGGAACCAGCCCAGUACAAUCAAUCCGUAGACGCCUUCUCCCGAUUUCCGCCAGCUCCCUCACGACAAGCAUCGUCCUUUUCCAUUGCCAACGGUCGCUCCUUCCAGGAACGUAGCGGUUCGAUACAAAGCGAGUCAUAUCAAACGCUAAAUCGACUGGCCCUCGAGCAGGACCAAGAUGCGCGCAUGGCAGCUCAUAGGUCUUCUAUUAGUGGCAACGGUUAUCCUUCCUCUUUCACUCCCGGACAAGACUCCAAUGUGCCACGCGACAGCUACCCAGACCCACAGCUUCCUGUGAGGGCGGAUGAUACCAACUACAGAACCGCAGGAUCAUACACGCCUGACCAUUACGGAAACGGCCAAGCCAGUGACCCCAGUGUUCAGUUCCGAUCGUUCCAAUUCGACAAUAGCCGUAGUGCGCCGAAUGGAACUGGUGUCCGCCAAAGCCCAUUCUACUCUCACAUCAACACACCACCCGCGUAUGAUCGCCUUAACCCCGAUCGCAGCGAGCAAACCCUGUCUCACCCCAACAAUAUUGCGCAACUGCAGAACAAAUUGGUCGGCUAUCAAAUCCAGCAGGAACAGCGCAACUUCAUUCCUCCAAGCCAGUUCCACCAGCAACAAUUUCAGCAUCUCUUGCCAGCAAACCAGCUGCGACAUCCUUAUGGUUACCAAUUCGCCAUUCCCAACGGUAUGCAAUUAACCGCAAUACCUCCCCAUAUGGCCAUGGGACAAAUGUCACCCAUGAUGCCCGUCCAGCAACCACCGCGAGCCCCUCGAGAACAGCAAAUCAGCGAUGGUUUAGGCACCAUGAGCAUAGAAUUGCAGAACUUCAAGAGGGAACAGAAGCAAAGUAAGCGCUGGGAAUUGCCUGAUAUCUACACACAUGUGGUUGAAUUCGCCGGAGAUCAGCACGGAUCUCGAUUCAUCCAGCAGAAACUUGAAACGGCCAACAGCGAAGUCAAAGACCGCAUCUUCCAGGAACUGCAAAGCGAUGCCCUACCAUUGAUGCAGGAUGUCUUUGGCAACUACGUCAUCCAGAAGUUCUUCGAGCAUGGUGAUCAAACGCAGAAGAAGAUUCUUGCUGGUAAGAUGAAGGGGCAUGUACUGGCAUUGGCGAACCAAAUGUACGCUUGCCGUGUAGUGCAAAAGGCUCUCGAACAUGUCCUCACUGAUCAACAAGCUGCCAUGGUGAGGGAACUCGAAAAGGAUGUCCUCAAGACGGUCAAAGAUCAGAACGGCAAUCACGUCAUCCAGAAGGUCAUUGACCGAGUGCCCACGGAGCACAUCCAGAAUAUCGUUGAGGCAUUCAGAGGCAACGUCGGCGUGUUGUCGGUUAAUUCCUACGGCUGCCGUGUGAUACAAAGAUUACUCGAAAAAGUCCAGGAGCCUCAGCGAAGAUUCAUUCUGACCGAACUCCACGCGGAGGGACCGAAACUUAUCACAGACUCGUACGGUAACUACGUCACCCAGCAUGUGAUUGAGCAUGGCUUACCCGAGGAUCGCGCCAAGAUCGUUGCCCUGAUUCAGGCACAGUUUCUCAUGUUCUCCAAGCAUAAGUUCGCUAGCAAUGUGGUUGAACGGUGCUUGGUAUGUGGUGAUGAUGAGCAGCGCCGUCAGCUUGUCACCACUGUCAUUGCCAAGAACGAGCGCGGCGAGACAAACAUCCUGAACCUACUCAAGGAUGGUUACGGCAACUACGUGGUCCAGAAGCUGCUAGAGACCCUCGGCCGCGACGAUUAUGAUACCUUUGUCGUUGCCCUAAAGCCUGAGCUAGAGAAGGCGAAGAAGAUCAUCUCGGGCAAACAGAUUAUUUCAGUCGAGAAGAAGAUGUAUCGGUACGACCGCAUCGACUCUCCUACAAUGCCCCGCGACGACGCACCGCCUACUCCAGGUCUUACCAGCUCUACACAGUCACCACAAAGCAGCUGCCUCCCCAGCACGAGCACGUCCACCAUCGACGAACCUGUACACACCGCGACACCGGCUGGGAAACCGGACCUUGCUCCCACUACUGGCGGGAUCGAUAUCAAGGAGCACGCCUCCUAA
Messenger RNA from Cucurbitaria berberidis CBS 394.84, 2760 nucleotides. Its product is annotated as ARM repeat-containing protein. Gene Ontology annotation, molecular function: mRNA 3'-UTR binding. The transcript has 5 exons. Gene Ontology annotation, biological process: nuclear-transcribed mRNA catabolic process, deadenylation-dependent decay. Gene Ontology annotation, cellular component: cytoplasm. The record is from RefSeq and is a predicted model, not a curated record. Bases 1 to 2760 code for a protein of 919 amino acids. NCBI's taxonomy places the organism in Eukaryota, Fungi, Ascomycota, Dothideomycetes, Pleosporales, Cucurbitariaceae.